Messenger RNA from Stereum hirsutum FP-91666 SS1, 468 nucleotides. RefSeq lists its product as uncharacterized. The coding region runs from base 1 to 468 and encodes 155 amino acids. Lineage: Eukaryota; Fungi; Basidiomycota; Agaricomycetes; Russulales; Stereaceae. The record is from RefSeq and is a predicted model, not a curated record. The transcript has 4 exons.
AUGGGAAACCUUGUUUGGCACGAGUAUGCACGUCUGGUCUCGAUCUCAGCUAGCAUUUACACCGUAUGGGCUGGCUUCUGGGGCUUAAUCUACCGCAAAUUCUUCUGGGACUUCGUCAACGGCACUCUUCGCAACCCUGGAGGACUCCAACCUGCGAAACAGGACGCCAUCUUCGUCUCGAUCAUCGUCAAGGCUCCGGUCAUCCAAAUCUUCGCGAUAUUGACGGGGCUGUUCAUUAUCGCCUUAGAGUUUCCGCUACCGCUCCUCAAAGAAAAUAGAUUCCAACGGAGUUUCGUCAUGAAGGCCCUAAUGCUCGUAAACCAGGCACUGAACGCGGUGUUCUUCUAUCAGGGCACAAACGGCGCGCUAUGGUCUUUAAUAGCAGCCGGAUGUUAUGGGCGCGCCAUAUACUUAGGGGAAACAGUGAAGGAAGCGAAGGCCAACAGAGGCAGACCAGGAAAAGCUUGA